AUGGUGAACACAGAUCAGGGAAACCAAACGUCCAUCACAGAAUUCAUCCUCCUGGGAUUCGGGAAUCUUCCUGAACUGCAAACCCACCUUUUCCUGCUAUUUCUAGUGAUCUACAUUGUGACCAUGGCUGGGAACAUCCUCAUCAUUAUGCUAGUUGUCACUGAUCAACACCUUCACUCCCCGAUGUACUUUUUCCUGGCAACCUUGUCCUUCUUGGAGACCUGUUACAGCUCCACCAUUCUGCCCAGGAUGCUGGCCAGUAUCCUGACCGGGGACAGAACCAUUUCUCUCUGUGGUUGCAUUGUACAGUUUUAUUUCUUUGCUUCUCUGGUGGGUUCAGAGUGUUGUCUCUUGUCGAUGAUGUCUUAUGAUCGGUAUUUAGCAAUAUGCAAACCGUUGCAUUAUGCAGGCCAUAUGAGUGGAAGGUUCUGCUUCUACCUAGUGGCAGGGUCUUGGAUUAAUGGCUUUGUAGCAAUUGCUAUAAUCAUAUCCUUAAUGUCACAAUUAAAAUUCUGCGGCCCCAGUGAAAUUGACCAUUUCUUUUGUGACUUCACCCCAGUGAUAAAACUCUCCUGUAGUGACAGCCACUUGAUGGAACUUGUGACAUUCAUAUUCUCAUCCUUAUUUACUCUGCCCCCAUUUGUAUUAACCCUGGCAUCCUAUACUUGCAUCAUCAUCACCAUUCUGAGAAUCCCUUCCAGCACUGGGAGACAAAAAGCUUUUUCCACCUGCUCCUCUCACCUCAUGGUGGUUACAAUUUUCUAUGGGACCUUGAUCAUUGUGUACCUGUUACCAAGAACCAAUACCAUGAGAGCCCUGAACAAAUUGUUCUCUGUCUUCUAUACUGUCCUAACUCCUAUGGCCAAUCCCUUCAUAUACAGCCUGAGAAACAAAGAGGUCAAGGGGGCCCUGAGAAGAGCUAUCAGGAAAAUGCUUGUAUGA
This is a messenger RNA of Mauremys mutica (yellowpond turtle), 942 nucleotides long. RefSeq names its product olfactory receptor 1020-like. The transcript has a single exon. The record is from RefSeq and is a predicted model, not a curated record. Gene Ontology annotation, molecular function: G protein-coupled receptor activity; olfactory receptor activity. Gene Ontology annotation, biological process: G protein-coupled receptor signaling pathway. NCBI's taxonomy places the organism in Eukaryota, Metazoa, Chordata, Testudines, Geoemydidae. The coding region runs from base 1 to 942 and encodes 313 amino acids. Gene Ontology annotation, cellular component: membrane.